UCACACGAGGGUGCGCGUUGUGCACUCCCUUCUGAUUUAAGUUUGUGUCCGCCCUUUCUUCGUAAUUUCAUACUUCACACAACAGCGACAAUAGUAUUCCACACGCGUAUACCCAUUCCAUCAAACAAACAAACUCCCAAUCAAAUUCAACAAUUCCAUCCCCAAAAUCAAACAUUCAUCAAAUCAAAUCGAUGAAACCCUCAUCGUCAUCGAUGACUUCCCUCUCCUCCAUCUCCGAUCAUCAUCAUCAUCAUCAAUCCAUCUCCCCCCGAACCUCAAUUUCCAGUUAGGGUUCGCAAUUCAUCAAAACCCCGCCUUACUUUCUAGGGUUAGUUCGUUUUCGUUAAUUGUUAUUUGAUUUUCAUAUUUACACACGUAUAUAUAUGUGCGAAGAUGUACAGUAAUUUCAAAGAGCAAGCGAUCGAGUACGUGAAGCAAGCGGUGCAAGAGGACAAUGCUGGAAACUACGCCAAGGCCUUUCCUUUAUAUAUGAACGCUUUGGAGUACUUCAAGACCCAUUUGAAGUACGAGAAGAACCCUAAAAUCAAGGAGGCUAUUACCCAGAAAUUCACCGAGUACUUGCGACGUGCUGAGGAGAUCAGGGCCGUGCUCGACGAGGGUGGCGCGGCUGGGCCGGCGGCCAACGGUGAUGCUGCGGUGGCAACGCGGCCGAAGACGAAGCCCAAAGAUGGGGGAGAAGGUGGUGGGGAUGGAGAGGAGCAGUCGAAGCUGAGGGCAGGGCUUAACUCGGCGAUUAUUAGGGAGAAGCCGAAUGUGAAGUGGAAUGAUGUGGCGGGGCUUGAGAGCGCCAAGCAGGCGUUGCAGGAGGCUGUUAUAUUGCCGGUUAAAUUCCCGCAGUUCUUUGUUGGAAAGAGGAGGCCAUGGAGGGCUUUUCUUUUGUAUGGUCCACCUGGAACAGGGAAGUCAUACCUAGCCAAGGCUGUUGCAACUGAAGCAGACUCUACCUUUUUCAGGUAAUCUAGGACAAGUUGGCAUUGAAGAAACCUUUAAGGAUCAAUGAGGCAACUUUAGGUCUUUCCAAGUUAGUUGGUGUAAGGCUUUGCUAUAAAGUGGAGAUAUUUGCUGCCUUUGUGAGGCGUCAGAAUACUGCCACUUUGUUACUUGGUCACUGUGUUGUAGGAGGAGAUUCUUCUGCAGUUGUUAACUGACUCAAUUUGAGGAGCUGAGUUAAAAGGUUUUUCUCAGGAACACAAGAGAUACCUUGAUGAGAAGUGUACACGAAAAGCUUUGAGGUACUUAAUUUUGAAUGGGCCUCCUUUGAGUUGUACUUUUUAUCCUCCUUUGAGCUUUUCCCUUUAUUGGGCUUGGCAUCACUUGAGGUGCAGAAAGUUCUUGAUUGGUCUUCACUUUACUCAUGGAAUACUGAUGGAUUUCCAGGUCCAGCUAUGAGGAGGCUGAAUUUAUAGCCAAGUGUGCAUUUUAGCCUUGGAAUCCUUUUUAAAGACAAUUAUUAGCCUUCUUGAUUGUAUGUGAUUUAAUGUUUUAACCUUCUCUUUCUCUCCUUUUUGCUGGGUUCUGUCUCUUUUCACAUUUGGGUUUCUUGUCAUGUUUCUGUAUUUCCUUCAACUUAACAUAAACUGUUAUUUCAUAGCCACAUUUUUAGCUUUAUUCAAACUCCAAAAAAUAAAAAUAAAAAAAAACCCAAACUUUUGAGGUUUUUUUUAUAAUUUUUAAUUUUUUAUAUUUUUUUUUAUAAUUAUUAUUCUAAAUUGGCUGUGGGCAGCUAGAAAAUGUGGUCUUUUUUCCUCUUUAUAAUUGCAUAAGAAGCAAUCCUGAUAACGUCACCAAGGCUGAUGCAGACUCAGCAAGUAUCUUGUUGGAGAGGAUUUAUUUAUUUUAUUAAAUUCUUUUGACCUUGAAAGAAGAUAAUACAGAAAGUCUAAAAAAACUUGGAGCUUCCUUGUUUGAUGAAGAGGUUGUAGAUUGUCAGAUCUAUUCGUAUGUGGUAGGACUGCAAGUUUGGUUGGGUUAGUCUGUGUGACACGAGAUCAGCCUAGAGAAUGGACCUUCAAGUGCCAAAUAGCUGCAACUGACAUUGUUGGCUGUACUAUACCACUUUUUCUCCUUGAUUUGAACCCUCUUUUAUGUUUUUAAAUGGGGGUGGGAGGUGAUUUCGGUUUGGUUGAGUCAAGGAAUAUGCUUCCAGUACAGUAGAGCAAUGCUUAAUGUCUUGGUAGUUCAGAUUUAUUUUAAAAAUAUUUUGAUUGACACUUUGUUUCUGUGCUCCUCAGUAAAGGGAAUUUGAGACCAUUUAAUCAAUUCAUGAUUGUUUACAACUAAUUCAUUGCAGAUACAAGUCACAAGAAUUUAUGUGUCAUUUUCUAUUCAUACCCAAAGAAAAUAAAAAA
Camellia sinensis is the source of this 2369-nucleotide messenger RNA. NCBI's taxonomy places the organism in Eukaryota, Viridiplantae, Streptophyta, Magnoliopsida, Ericales, Theaceae. The record is from RefSeq and is a predicted model, not a curated record.